Dermochelys coriacea (leatherback sea turtle) is the source of this 3614-nucleotide messenger RNA. RefSeq names its product refilin A (gene RFLNA). NCBI's taxonomy places the organism in Eukaryota, Metazoa, Chordata, Testudines, Dermochelyidae. Gene Ontology annotation, molecular function: filamin binding. The record is from RefSeq and is a predicted model, not a curated record. Gene Ontology annotation, biological process: negative regulation of chondrocyte development; actin filament bundle organization; negative regulation of bone mineralization involved in bone maturation. Gene Ontology annotation, cellular component: actin filament bundle.
GACAAGGGGAGGGGGUUGGUAUCCCCAAGGCGGGGAGCCAGGGGAUCUGCGCCUGGCGGAGGGGGGCCCGCUGUGCUUUGCUCUAGGGAGCGAGAGGGUCUCUCUGCUUCGGGGACAGGGCUGGGGAAGGGGACGCCCCGCCCCGGUGGUAGGGUCUGGGCGCUCUGCGCCGGGGCUAGGGGUAGAAGAGGGAACGGAACCUUCUUCGGCACCUUUAGCCUCUUGCCCUGGCCUUUGCUGGGGGCAGCGCCCGGGCUCCCCUUCCUUCGGCAGGGCACCCAGCGCGACCGAGGUUUGGAGCGGAUCAGGGCUGGUCUUGUCUCUGAUGCGCCCUCUCUACUCCCUUCCGCCGCAGGGUCAGCUCGGGCUGGGGCCGCUGUGCCAGAGCGGGGGCGGCUCCUUGGCUGGACUGUGGGGCUCCUGGCCGUGCCCGAAGCCCUUCACCUCCUGCCUUCAAGCUCAGGGAGGAGGCGGAUUUACUUCAGCGUGGCUCCGCUCCCCUCGCUGCCGCCCAGAGAUGGUGGGCCACCUGCACCUGCAAGGAAUGGAAGAGAGUCUGAAAGAGAAGAGCCGGGAGGGCCUGCUGGACAGUCCGGAUUCCGGGCUGCCUCCCAGCCCGAGCCCCCCUUUCUACACCCUGGCUCCCGGGAUCAUCGAGGGCAGAGCCGGGGGCAGCAGCACGGGGACGGAUCACCCAGGACAUGAGCCCAGAAAGGAAGUCAAGGAAGGCAAAGUGAUCCCUUACCUUCUUGUGAACUCUUCUGUGCCAGAGAUGAGGCCUCGAAUGUUCCCGGUGUUUUUUGGCGAAAGCAUUGAGGUCAACCCUGAACCUGUGCAGGAAAUUAGGUGCAACUCGGAAGUGAAAUAUGACUCAGAGAAACACUACAGGGACGACAUCUUCUACGGACCCAUCCCCACCGUGACCGCCUACAGCGAGACGGUCAUUGCCACGCCAAACUGCACCUGGCGGAACUACAAGUCGCAGCUGAUCUUCGAGCCCCGCCAGAAGCCCCUGCGGUUCCAGAGCACAACCAUCAUCUUCCCCAAACGCACCAAGAACAUUUACCGAACCACCCUCACUUACAGCCUGGGCUGUGCCAAGCGCUGGUUCGCCUCCAGCGUGCAGCUGGAGCUGUGCGAGGAAACCAGCCCCUGCAUCAUCUACAGCGAGACCCUUUCAUCCGCCCGUGCGGGGCUCUGACGAUCGCAAGGCUGCAUCCUUCGCUGGCCUCUCCGGACAGACAGAUUGGCCAGGUGCCUUCAUUGAUGGUGACAGGCACUUGACUACUAGCGGCUGGGCGUGCAUGGUCUUAGACGCGUCUGAACUGCUCCAAGAGGAGGCUUAGAGGGGACAUACUUUUUAUGGAUUUGGUCAACGAAAGGCUGGCAUUUGUUGUGGGACGUUUUUGAUGUUCAUGCUCUGGAUUUUUAUUUUAUUUUUUGACAUAUCUAUUUUGACUAGCAUUUCAAUGAAAUCUGAUAGCAAAGGCCCUAGAUUUGCAGUUACCAUACGUUAUAGUGCUGCUUCCCAGCUCCAUGGGUCUUCUCUAGCACAUAGGCGCGACUUAACAGUGCCUUGAAAGCUGAUCCUAUCUGAUAGGAGAAGGCCAGUUGCACACUCACCAUCCAGCCUGCACAGCUGCUAUCCGCCUGCUUUUCCUAGUGUUUAAACACAGAGAAGACAGUUGUUAUUUUUAAUUGCAUAAAACAUUGAUCCCACGCCGAAUCCCUCUUUGGAGGAUGGCUCCAGGAUUGCAUUGCGGCACCACAGUGACCUCCAAUUUAGCUUUAAAAAAAAAUUGUCACCAAAACAGGAAAGACGAUCGUGCCGACAAGGCAUCAGCCUUUCCAGUAUAGACAAGUGCCAAACUCCCAUUUGAGACCCUUCCGAGGAGCCAGAUGUUUACGUGCCAUAGCGGGAUACCAUGCAAGGGGCUUUUAGGGGAGCCAAGAACGGAAUGCUUCAGGGGAGAUUUGCAUUCUAAGGAGGAUGCAAGCCAGGGAAAAUGGCAGAAAGCUUAGCUAACUGGGAUAAAACACACAGAGAGGACAGAUCUAAUUCAGGAUUAAUCUGAUUUUAUGCAAAGGCGGCUUACGACAAUCAGGUUAACUAGGUGUAGGAGAAUAUGCUUUCAAGGGCAGUUCCUUGAGGAUCAAAAGCCUUUUCUGUUGUAUGAGAUGAUAAAGACCAUAGCAGGAGCAGAAUUUUAAACUCCGAGUUGAAGAUUGUCAACAGGACAGAUGUUUCCAAAAUUCAGCAGAAGGGGGCCGUGGCUCAUCGCCAGCCUGCUGAGUCCGGUAAUAAUGCACAAUAGUAAUAAUUCAUCCAAGGACAAUGAAAGGACCGCUAUUCCUACCCUCUGCUCCUCCCACAAGCUGGUUAGUUCCCAUGCAGCUGUAAAUACAUGGAGGUGGGCAGCCUUCAGAAGGUGCCAGCGGACCAGCACCAGCAGCCAGGUUCAAACCUGGCUGAUCCCUCCCUGCCACCUACAGGCUCUCAGAGAUCUGGCGCUAACAGAUACUGUCACUGGGUCCAAUGGCAUCUGCAUGCAGAGACUGAUUUGAUACCCUUUUCCCACCUCUUCUUCACAAAGGAUGGAUUUAGCCCCCUGGUGCUUUAUUUUUCGUGAGGUGAAGCUGCAGGAGAGAAGUUGGUUGCUCUUUUUUAAAUGCUUACUUUCACUUGUAGCUAAACCAUGAGGAAACCGUCCACUCUAGGGCUUCAACUGGCAUCAGCAUUGAAAGGGAACGAGAAAAGAACAGUGCUCUGGCAGGCUCUGUUUUACUACAGGACUCCAUAUGUGGUGGCAUCACUGUACUGAUCCAUUGUUAGCUGUUUUCAUUUCCCUCUGGGGAUAACAAACUGCAGCAAGAUAAGCACGGCUCUGGAUGGGAAAGGAAUUAGGGAAAUCAUGCUCAUAGUUAUGAAAAAUGAACCCAUCCAGCAUCACCCAUAAAGAUUAUUUGAUGCGUCUACAAGUGGGACUUCUGUGUUGAUUAGACUACAACAGACUACAAAAUGCUAAGCAACGGUGCGUCAGUAAAUGACAAUACUUAUGCAGAGGGGUAAGAAAGCAAUAGAAGAUCCCAAAGCUGUUGCUGUUUUGUGAAUACAGGCCACCAGGGCUGGGAUUGUCAAUGGAGACUAAAGGAAUUAGACACCUAACUCUCACUGGAUUUGUAUGGGAUUUGGACAUCUACAGUAAAAUUCUGACCAGCACCUAAGUGAUUUAGGAGGCUAAGUUCCAUUUUCAAAGGAAACAAACUGAGAUCCGCAAAGGUAUUUAGAUACCUAACUCCUCGGGGAAUUAUGCACCUAAAUAUAUUUGAGGAUCUGGGCCUUGGGCACUUAGGAACUUUUAGUCUCAUUUAAAAAUCAAUAGCCCUUAGGUGCCUAUGUACCUAUGUCACCUUGGGAAAUGGGACUUAGAAGCUCUUGAAAAUGUAACUCCUGCAGGCUUUUUUAGCUAAACAGCUCUGGAAGUUAAUUUCUAUUUGGUUUUCUUAAGUGUUUUGUUUUGUAUUUGUCUUGCUGCAGUUCUGAUUCAGUUAUUUCAGUGUACACAUGACCAGCCAAGUUACAACAUCUAAUAAUAAUAAUAAGGAAUAACUCA